Molecule: messenger RNA, 5345 nt
Organism: Polyodon spathula (Mississippi paddlefish)
Lineage: Eukaryota; Metazoa; Chordata; Actinopteri; Acipenseriformes; Polyodontidae
Gene: ddr2l
Product: discoidin domain receptor family, member 2, like
Exons: 19
Coding region: 722-3439 (905 amino acids)
Biological process (GO): positive regulation of kinase activity; cell surface receptor protein tyrosine kinase signaling pathway; multicellular organism development
Cellular component (GO): membrane; signaling receptor complex
Molecular function (GO): ATP binding; protein tyrosine kinase collagen receptor activity; collagen binding
Source: RefSeq, a predicted model, not a curated record
CGCUGCACUGGGAAAAAAAAUUAAUGUAAAAAUAUACUUAUUAGAUGACCAUAACUACUUAGUUUUAUCAGCUCUUUUCAAUAAUUCAUGCAUAUCGUGGGCUACCUAUAGGGGGCACACGCUGCUUCACCCGCUGCAGCAGUAGGUGGCGCUGUGUGGUUCUCUUUGCAGGGUUAGUAAUACCCUUGAUGUUGAAAUACCGGAUUGCAGUGUCACAUGAGAAUAUUGCUCCAUAUAGUGUUUACAAUAUCCAUUCUGACCCACACUGGAAAUAGUUGCAUCAUAGUGGCUUGUUCAUGGUGCGUUUCUGCCUGUCCAUUUUGCAGUGGGGUGAGGCGUGAUCCCCCCCCCCCCCCCCCCCCAGUUCUAAUCUUCUUUUUCUGGAUUGCUGUUUGCUGUUAUUGUUCCUCGCGUGUCAUGUGAUACCUCUGUUAAUAUGAGCAAUUGGAAAGGAAUUUGAUAUCUGAACAGGGCUGUUUCCAGGUCAAACAUGACAUAAAACAGCAGAGUUGCUCUCUCGCUCUCUCUCUCUCUCUCCUCUCCUAGUUUAAUGCAGGGUUGACUUGAGCCACAUGCUGCAUGCCGUCUUGGGUAGAAGCAGGUUCUCUUGGAGCUGCUUCCGAAGGAUUUCUCUGGAUGAAACCAGCUGGAUGUAGACGCCAAGCCGAGUCCCGCGGACGAUCUCCGGACAGACGCCCUCAGCGAGCUGCCCCUCUCCACCAUGCUGUUCCUCUUGCUGCUGCUCCUCCCUGCAGAUUCGCGCUCGCAGACAGACCCCGCACAAUGCCGCUAUGCACUGGGCAUGCAGGACGGCUCAAUAGCAGACGAUGACCUCACCGCGUCCAGCCAAUGGUACGAGUCGACUGGGCCCAAGUACGCCAGGCUGGGCAGGGAUGAAGCAGACGGUGCCUGGUGUCCAGCUGGCCCGCUCCACCCCUCGGAUGAGCAGUUCUUGCAGGUGGACCUGCGCAGCCUGUGCUUUGUGACUCUGGUGGGGACGCAGGGACGGAGUGGGGGGGGAGCAGGGAAGGAGUUCGUCAGGAGAUACCGGCUGGACUACAGCCGCGAUGGAGACCGCUGGAUAUCCUGGAAGAGCCAGACUGGGCAGAAGGUGAUCCAAGGAAACAGAAAUGUCUAUGACGUGGUUCUGAAGGACCUGCGCCCGCCCGUCAUUGCCCGUUACCUGCGCGUCAUCCCUGUCACUGAGCUGACCAGCACUGUGUGCAUGCGCAUCGAGCUCUACGGCUGCAGCUGGCAUGACGGGCUGUUGUCCUACAGCGCCCCCGAAGGUCAGAUCAUGGCAGUGCCUGGGUAUCCCAUCGCCUACCUCAACGACUCCACCUACGACGGCUUCCUGGAGCGCAGGCUACUGUUCGGAGGGCUGGGGCAGCUGACGGACGGGCUCGUGGGGAUGGAUGAUUUCCUCCAGACUCACCAGACCCGGACCUGGCAGGGCUACGACUACGUGGGCUGGAGGAACGACAGCCUGGGCCCAGGCUACGUGGAGAUGGACUUCCUCUUUGACAAGCAGAGGAACUUCAGCUCCAUGAAGGUGCAUUGCAACAACAUGUUCUCCAGGGGUGUGAAGAUCUUCAGGAAGGUGUCGUGCCUCUUCAAGCCGCGGCUGAUCUCCGACUGGGAGCCCGAGCCCGUGGGCAUCACCACCGUGCUGGACGACAAGAACCCCAGCGCCCGCUUCGUCACCGUGCCGCUGGGCAACCGCGUGGGCAAGGAGCUGCGCUGCCAGUUCUCCUUCGCAGACACCUGGAUGAUGUUCAGCGAGAUCUCCUUCCAGUCCAACAUGGAGGUGUUCAAGUCCAGGGUGGUCCCAGUCCACACCCGCCUGCCUUCCACCCUGAGCACCAAGAAUCCUGAGCCAGAGCUUUCCACCACGCUUCAGAGCCAAGAGACCACGCCCCCCUUCAUGGUGAGCUGGCCCGUGGAUCGCCCCGACGACGUCAGCACCUCCAUCCUGAUUGGCUGCUUGGUGACCAUCAUCCUGCUUCUGCUGGUCAUCAUUGUCCUCAUCCUGUGGUGCCAGUACGUGCGCAAGGUGCUUGAGAAGGCCCCUUGCCAGAUUCUGGAUGAGGAGGUGAUGGGGCAGCUCUCUUCCUGCAGUGACACCAUGGUGGUUCACAGCUCCCAGAGCAACCCUACCUACGAGACAGUCUUCCUGCUGGACCCACAGUACCAGGAGCCUGUCCUGCUGCUGCACAAGCUCCCCGAGCUGUCCCAGAGCGCGGAGGACUCCGUUCUCAUCCUUAGCAACCCAGCCUAUGACCUUUUCAUCCCUACUUCCUUUCCUCUGACUGGCUGGCAUACUACGAAGAAUAAACCAAUUAGCAUGAGUGUGUGCAGUGGUGACUAUGCAGAGCCGGACCUCACCCAGUGCACUCCUCACCAGGGUUUCCAGAGCAGCGUGCCGCACUACGCCGAGACGGACAUCGUGAGCCUGCAGGGCGUCACCGGGAGCAACAUGUACGCCGUGCCGGCACUCACCGUCGACUCGCUCACUCGCAAGGACAUCUCCGUCGGGGAGUUCCCACGGCAGCGGUUGCACUUCCGGGAGAAGUUGGGGGAGGGGCAGUUCGGAGAGGUUCACCUGUGUGAGGCGGAGGGGCUGCAGGAGUUCCUGGUGGGGGACGCCCCACUCCCUGACCCCGAUGGACGGCCCGUGCUCGUCGCUGUCAAGAAACUGAGAGCCGACGCCUCCAAAAACGCCAGGAACGACUUCCUGAAGGAGAUCAAGAUCAUGUCUCGGCUCAAGCACCCCAACAUCGUCCGUCUGCUCGGUGUGUGCGUGUGCGCGGACCCUCUCUGCAUGAUCACGGAGUACAUGGAGAACGGAGACCUCAACCAGUUCCUGUCCCAGCGUGAGAAGGAGAGCACGCUGACCCACGCCAACAACAUCCCCUCUGUCAGCCUCCCGAACCUCCUGCACAUGUCGGCUCAGAUCUCAUCGGGGAUGUGUUACCUGGCAUCUCUGAACUUCGUGCACCGCGACCUUGCCACGCGGAACUGCCUGGUCGAUCACCAGCUCACCAUCAAGAUCGCCGACUUCGGCAUGAGCCGCAACCUGUACAGCGGAGACUACUACCGAAUCCAGGGCCGCGCCGUGCUGCCCAUCCGCUGGAUGGCCUGGGAGAGCAUCCUGCUGGGGAAGUUCACCACAGCGAGCGACGUGUGGGCAUUUGGAGUGACGCUGUGGGAGAUCUUCACCCUAUGCAAGGAACAGCCCUACAGCCUGCUGUCCGACGAGCAAGUCAUUGAGAACACUGGGGAGUUCUUCAGGAACCAGGGCCGACAGAUCUUCCUGUCGCCCCCCCCGCUCUGCCCCCCAGCUCUCUUUGAGCUCAUGCUGUGCUGCUGGAGCCGUGACACCAAGGACAGGCCCAGCUUCGAGAGGGUGCAUCGCCAUCUACAGGAGCACAUUGCCUAGCCCUGCCGGGACUCUGCAGGGGCGAGGGAUACUGGAGCCCCCCUAACCCACUACAGAGCACUAGAGGGGUACUGGAACCCCCCCUAACCCACUACAGCGCACCAGAGGGGUACUGGGACCCCCCUAACCCAUUACAGAGCACCAGAGGGGUACUGGGGCCCCCCUAACCCACUACAGAACACCAGAGGGGUACUGGGACCCCCCCUAACCCACUACAGAGCACCAGAGGGGUACUGGAACCCCCCCUAACCCACUACAGCUCAUCCCUCCCUGGGACUGUGCCACUUGCCGCCUUCCUGGACAACAGCGGAUGUGAAAAAUGAUCCCUGUUUUUUUUUUCUGAGAGAGAGAACUGAAGUCAAGGACUGGGGUACCCCAAGCAGUCCCUCCCUCCUCCUCCUCCUCCUCAGAAUUAUUGUUUGAGUUUUCACUGAACCAGCGCUCAAGAUUCUUCCACCAAAAAAAAAAAAAAAAAAAAAAGCUAUGUACUUUGAUUUGUCUGUGAGGUCCUGUGGUUCAUUUUGUAAAGCACUGCUGUUUUCUUUUUUUGGGUGUGUGUGUUUCUUUUUAUUCCUCUCCCACACUGGAGUCAUUUUUAUUUUGUUUUGGAAUUAAUGAUUAUUAUUUUGAUGUAAUCUUAUUAAUAAUAUUAUUUAGUUUUCAUGCAUAUGAAUGUUAUUUUAAAGGGUAAAAGGUCAGGAGUAGGGCUUGCUUGUGUCUUCCCUGACCCCUGGCUGAAGGACACUUUGGAAGCAGAACUACUGUCCUCGCUAUCAUAGGAGCCGUACUGACCAGGGGAAUGUGGAGCCAAAAAAGGACUGAUGUGCAAUGGACCCUGUGGGACUGAAAGUCGACUGCAGGGCUGCCUGUGUGAAAGGAAACCUCAUUCUGAAUGGCCAUGCGGUCCUCUGUAUUCGCCACAUCCUACAAAAUGUCAGAGACUUGUACUUUUUUGUGUUUUUUUUGUGCACUGGAAAGCAAUGCAGAUUGAAAAAUAAAUCCAUACAUUUUAGGCUCAGAACUAAUGACGUCGGCUCGUGGCAGGGAUUUUAAAUAGUUACAAGAUUUUAAAAAAUGCAGAUAUUUUCCCAGACCAAAUGACAAACUUCACGGGCAGAGUUCGACCUCGGCCUGGCGUCGGUGUAGUGGUGGGCAGAAUGCAGGCUGGCGUUUCUGUCCUGCUGUCCGCGUGAUGUUCUGAUUUGCUUGGAGAACGGGACCAGAGCUUUCUUCUGCUUGCCUAAGCUUUAGAAAACAGUUCUGCUUGUUUUUAUUAUUUUUAAAUGUUUUUUGUUGCUAUUCUCAGUAUUGACUGUUUUAGUGCACCGCUCGAUCAGUGAAACAUGGCUUGUGAAGGGGGUGCAUUGAGCCCCGACUGGGGCACGGCUUGCUGACGCUGGGUUUGUAGCAUUGCCCGCUCAAGAUGACGUGAUGAUCAGUUUGCCCCAUUCAAAGUCCACCUCUCACUGUGGAUGGUUUGAGGAGUAGAGGAACUACAUUUCCCAGGAGCCAUUGCUGCAAUAAUCCAGUGGUUUCCUGUUAUCACAAGAUUGGAAAUGACGUGUGGGUGUCUGUAUCCAUGUGGUACUGUGUGUGUGUGUGUGUGUGGGUUUGUGUGUCUAUCUAUAUCCAUGUGGUACAGGGUGGGUGUGUGUGUGUCUCUGUUCAGGAAACCCAGCCUAGGGGCUCACUGAUCGCACUGGAACAGUUAGGAGCACAUGUAGCUACAGGAAGUGAUGUCUGGUCCCUUCCUGCUAAUAUAUUGUUGUGUGAAAGGAUUGUGUUGCUGUCCUGUACACAGUGCAAUCAGAGUGCAUCUGUACAGUAAAAUAUGGGGAUUCAUUCUUGCACCCUGUUAUUGCUUUAGGUUUAACAAAAAAUUAAAAAGACAUUUUAAGACACAGCA